Molecule: messenger RNA, 4183 nt
Organism: Zingiber officinale
Lineage: Eukaryota; Viridiplantae; Streptophyta; Magnoliopsida; Zingiberales; Zingiberaceae
Exons: 4
Coding region: 210-3782 (1190 amino acids)
Source: RefSeq, a predicted model, not a curated record
UUGAGCGGGAAAAGAAAGGCUGUUCUUUAAUUCUGAGAACAUCUCUCUCGUUCACUAACUUUUAUUAUUAUUAUUUUUAUUUUUUUGACCUUUUGCUUUGAUUCUUUCUUCAGUUCUCCUCUCGUCUCCCGUGAGGCUCUCUCUCCUCCCUCGCCCGUCCAAGAACUAUUAAGAUUCGUUCGCCCUGAUCCGUGUAGCCGAUCGCAGUCAUGGCAGUCGCCGAGAUCUUCUCGAUUCGGGAGUACGCGUGGAAGAUGAGGGGCGUCGACUAUGAGAAGUGCUGGCCAUUUUUGGAGGACCGGAAAGGGCGGUCUCUGCCUCCGAUGCCGAUUCGGAAGUUCCAGUGGUGGGCAGACGAGCUGCGGGAAGUUCGAUCCGUGGUCGAGGCGGCCGGUGGUCUUGAUUUACGCAAGGUUUCCGUGGAUGCUGCUGCUGUCCAAGUACAGGUAAAUAUCUCGGCAGAGACUUCUGGAGUCGACCUGGAAAGAGACCGAGAAGCUUCAGCAGAGGAGCGGCAGGAGAGAACUCGCCCUCCGUCUUCCCGGGCAAAACAAAGAACGCCCAAGAAAAGGUCCAUUAUCGAGCUCUUUGCGGUGGCCCCGCCGAUUCGUAUCACACAUGAGGAAGAUCGCCAAGAUCAUCGACGCGGUGGCGGCAAGAAGCAAGGAGCUGCCGUCGCGUCACAUAGCAGUUUGCGGGUUGGGGACGGGAUCGAAAUAAGGGAAAGAAAGAAGCGGAAUAAAGAUGGAUCAUGCCGGAAGAUGCUGAUGGAUAAGAUUGGGGCAAAGAAAAAGUUAAAGCCUAAGACGAAGGUUAUGAAGAAACACAAGCAAGAUGAGAUCCGUGCAGCCAAAAAGGAGGAAACUUGUAAGCUUUACAUGCCAUCUCCAGCUGAUGUGUACAAAAUACUGAGAAGCAAAGUGCAUGAGAAGCAGGUUAUAAAGAUGCACAAAAAGCUUGUUCAUAAACAGGUGAAGACAGCAACCAUGAGAACCUUAUUAAAGAAACAUAUCUUUAGACUUGUUCAGACUUCAAAGUUUGUACCCAGAAAUCAGGGGGUCACAAGGAUACCUCCUGGAAUUACUAGAGUCAAGAAGAGAAAAUCGAGCAAUUCUACAAAGAAGAGAAAGAAAAGGGAGAAGCCAUUGGAUAGUGACCUUGUGGAGCUUUAUCAUGAUCCAACCGAAAAUUUGACUAUUUCUGGUAAAGGUGACACUCUACUGAAUGCCAGAGGUAGUUUACCUCUGCAGCUGCCUCAUUUGGGAACACUCUGCAAAAUAGUUUCUGAUGUUUUGACUGCAUCAUCAAGUACAGACAGUUUAAGUAAAUAUCCUUCUGCAAGUGAAGGAGCUCAGUUAAACACGAUUGAUGAAGAAACACAAAUAAUUUUGAAUGGUAAAGAGCUUAUUACUAACAGCAUCCCACCCAGUGAAACUUCCUCAGAAACGCAAUUCAAUGGCUGUUUUGCUCAUGCUGCUGCUAAUUCCUCGAUCGCAAAGAGUACUCCCAUGAUUGAAAUUUUGGAUCUGAAUCAUCCAGUCGAUGAGAACGUGGAUUUAAAUUGCAUAUGUCAGGAUGGCUUUAUGUCAACACCUAGUUCCAACUGCUCAGUUGAUAUGAAUAAUCUUGGACUGGUAAAUAAUAGUAGGCUUGAUCCAGAAACUGGGGUCUGUCAAGAACAAAGUCUUUCUAUUUCAGCAGACCAUACAAACAGGUCAAAAGAUCCUAUAGGCAAGGGUAUUUCAGUUUCUAAUGCAUGUAGUAAUCUUACUCUUCUCUGGAACCAAGACAGUUUAUCUUGUUUAGGCCAAAGUCACUUGAACCCAAUUGUUGGAAAAACUCAUCCAAUGCACCAAGUAAUAGAUGCAUGCAAUGAUUUCCCUAAAUUUCACCAAACAUACCAGUUAGCAAAAGAUACAUUAACUAGCACUCACUCUUCUGUUUAUACAAAAACUUUUGUAGAACCAACAUCAAUUGGAGGACCAAUUAGGAGGGACAAGUUUAAUGAAGGUUUCAUCGGAUUGCCUCUUAAUUCACAGGGAGAGUUUAUCCAGUUUCAUCCAAGGACAAGAUAUGAUUCUUGUGAGAUGGAUAAGGUUUCAAAAUCACAAUUAAGCUCUCUUCAGUUUUUUCCUUCCACUAGCCAUUGUCUGCCACACUCUAGCUAUGUCUGGACUAGAGGUAAGUUUCCUUUUAUUUCAUCAAACCAUGAUGUUGAUCAGAAUUGGUUCUUGAAGCAAUACAAUUCACCUAGACAAGCUGUGUUAUCUGACUUGGGUUCUGUUGAGUUGCAAGCUCUUGAGAAACUGAAGAAUCAAACCUACGAUGAAAAGGCUCAAUUUAAUCACUGUGAUCCAGGACAACUGGAAUUUUCUCAUCCCACUUGUAGGGAUCAUAUUAUAACUGAAAGUUGCUCUGAUAGUAUUGAGUUUCGGUCAGACAGAGCCUUUGAGCUAGGCAUGCAAUCUGUCAUCCAACCAACAAUGCGCUUGAUGGGAAAAAAUGUGACUGUUGGUAGCUACAACAAAGAAUACCAUGCUACAAAUUGCCACAACUUGAGGAUGUAUAAACCUGUUUCAAAGAGAUGGCCUCAUGACGAUUGCAUUGUUCAAACAGAAUCUGGGUCAUUGGAGAUCCCUUCAAACUAUUGUUCCAUAUCACCAGAGAAAUGUACACCUAAUUGUAUGCAUCUUGGUUUUGGAUAUGAGUGGACGUUGAAUGGUGGAUGUUCCUCAACCAGUGGAGACUGUGGGUUUCAUUUUGACCUUUCACGAAGUUUAGUUCCCUCUCAAUCAUUUCUGAAUAGACACUCUACGGUUCAUGGCAGAGUGGAAACUCAGUCUGUUGAUGUGGAGAAAAGGAAAAUGUUUUGGAGUCCAUAUCCCCCAAACAUACGCCAUCAUAUGCUAGUAAAUUCAAACAAUUGCGAGCAUGGUCAAAGUCUAUCUUAUAGUGUUCCAUCAACUUCCCAUCCCACUUUUCCGAGUCAAGUUUCUACUCAAGCAUCAAGAGCAACGCCUAUACAAAAGCUUCCACAGUGGAUGCAAGAUUCAACAAGUUCCCAUCAUUUUAUUCGUUAUCCUACUUCAAUGUACCAUUCGUGCAACAUGCAGGCCAAUAGUGGUUAUCCUCACGCUUCCAUGCAUCCAAGACCAGUUGUGUCUUUCCCUUCCAGUAGUAACAGUAGUUCACAUACAUAUGAAUCAUAUGCUCCCAUCAUGUUUGACCCUUCCUCCAUUACUGGGUCGGCAACAAAAAAUUACAGUUUCACAUCCUCAAAUUAUGGAGACAAAAUCAAAGUCAAUUAUGACGGUGGAUUCAUCUUUGUUCAUAAUAAUAGUCAAGAUCAUUCUAACAAAGGGAGAAAAAGAUUUGCUUCUGCAGACGAGAAAGACAUAGAAACGGCAAAAAGGCCUAACCUCAAACUGCAAAAAGACUUAAAUUUUACAGCAUCAGGGAGCAGAGAACAGCCAGUUGGACAGAAAGAUAAUGCAGUUGCAUCCGAAGUGAAUGCUUGUGUGAGUUCAGCGGUUGAUGUCAGCUGUCCAGUUACAGAUAAUGAGAAAGAUAAUGUGGUAGCUUCUGGUGGAUUUGUUUGCUCAAAAUCUAGCCAUAAAAGAUCAGGACCUGUCAAACUUAGUGCAGGAGCAAAGCAUAUACUGAGGCCCAAUGGAAGUCUGGAUCAGAACUCUCCACCAAUUUAUUCGACUGUAUAUUUUACUCAAGCAACUAGUUCUAGCAAAGAUGAAAAGGAGAAAGCAGAAAAAGUCUACAGGUUGUAAAUUCUUACCGAGACAUUUCCUCCAUGCAAUGGGAUUCCAGAAUGCUACUUUGGUUUGAUGGAGACAUCCUUAGUGGGCUUUUAACGGGUUCGGUCGUUUAGUUGACUCUAUGAUAACGUCUCGCUGAAUGUGUAAGUAUCGUGCCAGUCAAAAGGAGAAAUUUUGCGGGCUUAAUGUUGCCAAAAGGAGAUAAUUAUGCCGGCUUGAUGCGGACUUUAUCCGUGUUCGCAAUACUGAAGCGUCUGUUUUCAUCAACAAGUCAAUGUGGAUUGUAUUCUAUUGUCCUCUGUUUAUUAGGUUUGAAAGUCAUAUUUCUGCUGUUACUUUAUAAAUCAUAAAUGAUGCAUAUUCGGUGUUAGAACCUUAUGUGACUCUAAUUUCAGCGGCAUUCAUAUUCUUUA